Anopheles moucheti is the source of this 1937-nucleotide messenger RNA. RefSeq names its product ras-related protein Rab-5B (gene Rab5). The record is from RefSeq and is a predicted model, not a curated record. NCBI's taxonomy places the organism in Eukaryota, Metazoa, Arthropoda, Insecta, Diptera, Culicidae. The coding region runs from base 918 to 1568 and encodes 216 amino acids. The transcript has 6 exons. Gene Ontology annotation, molecular function: GTPase activity; GTP binding.
GUGCGAGACGGAAUGAGAUCGCGUAUUUGCAUGCGGUAUAAGAGCAGGAGAACAAAAGAGGACUAUAACGGGGGUUUUCCUUGACAGAACGGAAACAUCCAGGUUCCGCGUCAUUGACACCCUGUAGACCUCUGCGCCCACCCGCACGGCAAAGGGGCCCGUUGUAGGGCAUCGCAAUUAGCCCUGGACAAAGAGUACACGAAUGCACAGGUGAUGAAGUGUGUGUGAGUGUGUCAUAAACAGCAACAGACAAAAAAAGUCCACGGUCAUGGUGACAAAAAAUCAGGCAGUAAUUGAGAGAAUCAAUGGCUGAGAUUGCCAAUGAUGUGCAAGCGAGAAAGAGUGACGGAGCGAUAAAGAGAGAGAGAGAGAGAGAGCGAGUGCGAGAGAAAUAAUAAGAGAGAGAGAGAGAGAGCCAGACCUGUCAUCAGUGGUGCAGGUCCAAAUGGCUGUUGGGAACAAGUGUAUGUACUAAUACUACGGUAACGCAAUAGUAAUCUCGAUAUCCCAUGUACAUCACCUAUAGUAACGGGAGCCACAGCUUGCUUUUAUUACGCUGCGAUCGAUACGGUAGUAUUGCAAGAGCACACGCUCCGGGCUGAGCACAAUCAGCCAGACUAAAGCUAUGGCCGUACGAGCCUCUAGUCUCUGGUAGAACAAAACCGGAGAGAGACUGCACCGUUUAAAGAUUAAAAGUGCAUUCGUAGCCAGUACGUAGGAUAAAGUUAUCCUACCCACACGGAAACAUACGAUUCUAGGAUUGUUGCCGCUUUAUCCCAACGUUACAGUGUGUGAAUUUCAUCACAGUGGUACAGUGACUGCCUUCUGGGGAAGCUUGAUCCUACUGAAGGUUUACAUUGAAAGGAUCUGGUAAUAUCGGUUAGCUUAGAGCCCUCUCUCGUCCGAUUUCCAAUCCGAUGGCAUCGAGUCCGCGAGCCGGUGGUGCGGCGCAGCGCCCAAACGGUGCCACACAGAACAAAAUUUGUCAGUUUAAGCUCGUGCUGCUGGGUGAAUCGGCGGUCGGCAAAUCGUCGCUGGUGUUACGCUUCGUCAAGGGCCAAUUCCACGAAUAUCAGGAAAGUACGAUCGGUGCCGCUUUCCUCACACAAACACUCUGCAUCGAUGAUACGACAGUGAAGUUCGAGAUUUGGGACACUGCUGGACAGGAACGGUAUCACAGUUUGGCGCCCAUGUACUACCGAGGUGCACAGGCCGCGAUCGUGGUGUACGAUAUUCAAAACAGUGAUAGCUUUGCGAGGGCCAAAACGUGGGUCAAGGAGCUUCAAAGACAGGCAUCGCCAAACAUUGUGAUUGCAUUAGCCGGUAACAAGGCCGAUCUGGCUAACAGUCGUGUCGUAGACUACGAGGAAGCCAAGCAAUACGCGGACGACAAUGGGCUACUAUUUAUGGAAACAUCCGCCAAGACGGCCGUCAAUGUGAAUGAUAUAUUCCUUGCAAUAGCUAAAAAGUUACCCAAGAACGAGGGUGCUGGACCGCAACAAAACAUUAGACCAACGCAAAACGAAACCAACAGGCAGAACAGCGGCUGCUGUGCUGUGAGCAAGUGAUGUUAUUCAGCAGCAAAUGGACUGUUGAAGAAUGCGUGUGAAAACUGCUGCAUGAAAAAUUGUAUAAUGGUAAUUAUCGUUAUGUUGAUGAAGCCGGCAGCGGUGAAGAUAAUGCCGGCGGCCGGUGGUAUGAUAAAGAUGAUGAGUAAAUUGAUAGGAAGUAAGACCGAUUCCAAACUAGUUAUGGCAUACCAGAAAACAGUAAAGCAUUAUAUUUAAAGGAAAAAAAAACAACACACAAACAGACACACGUACACAACACAACAAAAUGUAGAAACAAAACGAAAAAAAAAUCAAACAAAAAAAGAAGCCCAGAAAAUCAUCUGCAGAAACGAACAAAACUCACACAAGAAUGCAUUGUGGCUGAAA